UCUGAGGUAUCUUGGCAUCUUGGCAUCAUCUUGGCGUUCAUCUUCCAAGACGGGGUAUUUCCCAGGGUUCUAUGUACAGCCGUUCCUUCUUACAAUUUCAGCCAUGAAAAAUAAGCGUAAUACUGCAACUGACCAUGUUGGUGCAAUCGCGAUUAAGCGGCGCCGGCGCGCAAUGGAGGCAGAUGUCGAAGGUUGGGAAGACGACUGUUAUAUCACUGACCUUCUUCUUCAUACUCGCCUUGUUGUGGGGGACAGGGACGGUUGACGUCGACUACGUGCGCAACCAGUUCACGAGCAUGGCUGAAAAUCACGGAGAUGAGCCGAUACCGCACUCAAAGGUUGACACGCCCAUCAUCGAUGGUGUACCAAACGACCAGAACGACCGAAUCCCCGACGAGAUCAUAGAGGGUGCGGCGACAAAGUCGUCGACGUCGUCUGCGACCAAGAUCGAGCACGAGAAAGAGAAAGAUAAACCCACCCCGACAGUUGUUGCCACGCCUCAUGCCGAAGUCAAACCGGCCAAGACUGAGUCGGUAGAGCCCGUCAAAUCAGCGAACACCGAACCCGCGAAGGAGCAAGUGAAGCCCAUCGCGGGCGGUAUCCCCCUGCGAAUCAUGUUCAUCGGCGCGUCGAUGACACUCGGCACUCCACCACAAGCUGCCUAUCGCAAGCAACUCCGCGAAUGGCUCGUGGCGCUCGGGAAUCCGGUGAACUGCGUCGGCACGAAUCGCUUCGGCAAGUUCAAAGACAACGACGUACAAGCGUAUCCCGCGACCCCCAUCCAGGUCCUCCUCGAGAAAGCGCAGGACGCGAUCCCCGCGAUGCAGCCCAACCUCGUCAUCAUCAACGCCGGAUCGAGCGACUGCUUCCAGGAAAAGCACUAUGGCUCGGCGCACGGGUACGAUUAUACGAGGGACCUCGUGGACUUCAUCUUCGACGCGUCGCCGAACGCGACCGUGAUCCUGUCGACGCUCAUCACGAGCCCGCGCGCGUCCUUCGAGCGCUGCAUCAAGAGCAUGAACGCGCAGAUCCGCCAGGUCGCCCACGACGUCUCGCGCCAGGGCAAGAAGAUCCUCCUGUCGGAGCAGCACUGGGACCAAGGCAUCCCCGGCCGCGUCACGCCCGAGUUCGUCAGCAAGGACGAGAUGCACCCGACGUUCGAGGGCUGGGCGAUGAUGGGCGAGAUCUUCAAGCAGGAUAUCCUGGACGUAGACGCCAAGGGCUGGAUCGUCGCGCCCGUCGAGAACGGCAUCAUGGACGACGGGGAUGCCGAGCGGGAUCUCGAGGAGGCGACUGCGACGAAGGCAAACGGCGGAAAGGCGUCGACGGAUGAUGGGAAGAGCGCGGCGAAUCCGGCUCGGCGCUCAUGGCGAAGUGGUAUGGACUGAACGAAUGAGUGUAGAUGAUGGAAUGUGUAUAUAGUACUGUAAUGCCUUUGGAAUGUUUCGGAUCACCGGCCACUUUGACCGCUUGACAGUGGGGAAUCAGGUAUUUUUUUCGCUCGUAUUUAUAAUUACAUCCCUUGUUGGGCUCCAUGACCCAACGUUUUCGAUGUUUUAGUUUCGUCCCACUUUACAAUAUAACGGCUCAUCUAUUGUUUUACCUCCUCUUCCAUACCUGUCCGAUGAACAGCGGUGGUCCUGGUUGAGAUAUUAGAGAUUUAUCUCGACGUGCAAAGAUUAGCUUCCAUUGCAACUUGACGCGCAUGCCAGUCGAGGACUCAAUGAUGUUGAAUACUAGCUUUGUAGACAAAAAUGUCAACUAGACGCGAGCAAUAU
Molecule: messenger RNA, 1778 nt
Organism: Xylaria bambusicola
Lineage: Eukaryota; Fungi; Ascomycota; Sordariomycetes; Xylariales; Xylariaceae
Exons: 3
Coding region: 135-1388 (417 amino acids)
Molecular function (GO): phosphatidylcholine lysophospholipase A1 activity
Source: RefSeq, a predicted model, not a curated record